AAUUGGAAAAAGAUGGUUUGUUUUAAGGUCAACUAAAUUGGCAUAUUAUAAAAGUGAAAAGGUCACUCCUAAACGUACAUAUUAUGUUCAAGCAGAAAGUAAAAAAAUGCUUGAAAGAAAGAUAAAAAAUAUAAAAAUUCAAAUACCUUCUUCACAAUCACCAGUUUUAGAUAAACCAUUUGCUCUAUCUCCUGUAAUAAAUAUUACUUCUGAAGAAGAAAAUGAUAUGAUGGAUGCAACUAAUGAUGAAAAUGAUGAAAUUAACGAAGGUGAGGAGUCCCGAAUAAUUCAUCAAGGAUAUGUUUAUAAAUUAGAUAGAUACAAGAAACCCUUUUCCGUGGACGCUCCCGUGUUUUACGACUCCUUUAUUGAUAGCGUGAAAUGUCAUGCGACUGUUAAUAUUGAGGGCUAUAAUUAUUUUAUUUUCCCAAGAAUAACAAGUGCAUUAAUUAUUGCACCAUCUUCUGAUACCUCAGAUUCAGUAACAGAAUUUAUCAUUCAUUCAGAUUUAGGACAAGGAUAUGAAAUUGAACCUGAGGAGGAAACAAAAAACUUAGAAGCGCGAGAAACAUUACAACAUGAGAAAUUAAUAAAAUCAGGCUAUCUUGCUAAAAAAAAACAAGAGAGAAGAAAGUCUGGGGAAAAAAUUGGAAAAAGAUGGUUUGUUUUAAGGUCAACUAAAUUGGCAUAUUAUAAAAGUGAAAAGGUCACUCCUAAACGUACAUAUUAUGUUCAAGCAGAAAGUAAAAAAAUGCUUGAAGCAAUAAAUAAGGUUAAAAAAGAAGUACAAGAAGAAGAAAAUGAUAUGAUGGAUGCAACUAAUGAUGAAAAUGAUGAAAUUAACGAAGGUGAGGAGUCCCGAAUAAUUCAUCAAGGAUAUGUUUAUAAAUUAGAUAGAUACAAGUAUAAAUCUGAAAUAGAACCAAUUUCUAAACCAAAAUUACAUUGUUUCAAAGUUAUUACACCUGGAAGAACUUAUAUAUGUUGUGCUCCGAAUGAUGAAACACAAGUUGCACGGUUAGCAGCUAUACAAGUUGCUUUAAGUAAAAUAAAAGAAAAAAACAAAGAUACAACAACUGGACAGAAUACAAUUAAAAAAAAAUUCCAUUAA
Molecule: messenger RNA, 1111 nt
Organism: Entrophospora sp. SA101
Lineage: Eukaryota; Fungi; Glomeromycota; Glomeromycetes; Entrophosporales; Entrophosporaceae
Source: the annotation of a GenBank genome assembly